This is a messenger RNA of Fraxinus pennsylvanica, 1140 nucleotides long. The record is from the annotation of a GenBank genome assembly. Lineage: Eukaryota; Viridiplantae; Streptophyta; Magnoliopsida; Lamiales; Oleaceae.
AUGAGAAACAUCAGACUACUCUUUGCAGUUUCUAUAGUCUUUUUAAUUCUUUUACACUGUGCAAGUUAUUGCGAAGCCGAGAAAAACCAUGAAUGUCCCCCUACUUCUUGCGGCAGCAUCACAAACAUUAGCUACCCGUUUCGACUUAGAGGCGACCUCGAAAAUUGUGGUGAUUCGAGCUACGAACUUGCUUGUGAGAACAAUCGCACUAUCCUCUAUCUAAAUUCCAGCAGAUUCUUCGUGCAAUCAAUUUCUUACAAUAACUACUCGAUUCGAGUACUUGAUCCUGGUCUGGAAAAAACCAGUUGUGCUUCAUUUCCAAUUAACAAUCUGAUGUCAUUAGAAUCGGACGUUUUUUACCCGUAUUUUUUUUUGAUAAAUACUCCUAUAAUAUAUAUCCACUGUGAAGCUCCUGCAAAGUCUCCUUUUUAUGUUGAUACAUGCAUUUGCAGUAAAAAUAUUUCUCCGCAGAAAUAUUCCUAUCUUGUAGUCGGAAACGAAGUCAGAUUUGCAGAUUUAGAGGAUUCCUGCAGUAUUGACACAAUGGCGUGGAUUUCAAAAGAAUUUCCCAUAGUUUAUGAUGCCUCCUGUUCAGACAUUCAAGAUGGGCUGGCUUCCGGAUUUGUGCUUUUGUGGUACCGAGUCUAUUGCAGCGAAUGUUAUGCAAAAAACGAAAUGUGUCUUAACAAAGAUGAUAACACCAUCGAAUGUCAUGCAAAAAACGAAGAUUGUCUUAAGAAGGAUGAUAAUACCUUCGAAUGCUUCCCUUCCUGCGGAAUUUCCGACCUAUCGCACAGAUGUUUAUUGCGGACCUGGGCGGGCCUAAGAUACUUCUGGACAGAGCAUCACAGGUUGCUGGAACAAAUCCUAGGAUCGAUUCUUGCAGCAAGAUUUUUUUGUGGGAUUCUAUUUAUGAUGAAACCUGACGAUCGUCCUUCCAUGACUAAAGUUAUAGAGAUGCUCGAAGGAGAUGUUGAGUUGUUGCUAUUGCCUCCAAAGCCAUUCCUCUCUCCAGAAGAAAUGCCGGACAGUGAUAUAGACAUGAAUGACAUGGAGUUUUGCUCGAAGGAGAUGUUGAGUUGUUACAAUUGCCUCCAAAGCCAUUCCUCUCUCCAGAAGAAAUGCCGGACACUGAUAUAG